This is a messenger RNA of Suillus bovinus, 1969 nucleotides long. Its product is annotated as P-loop containing nucleoside triphosphate hydrolase protein. Bases 1 to 1782 code for a protein of 593 amino acids. The record is from RefSeq and is a predicted model, not a curated record. NCBI's taxonomy places the organism in Eukaryota, Fungi, Basidiomycota, Agaricomycetes, Boletales, Suillaceae. Gene Ontology annotation, molecular function: ATP binding; RNA helicase activity; RNA binding. The transcript has 3 exons.
AUGAGUUUUGCUUCACCUCCAGUAGUUGCGCUGUAUCGUAGCUGGGCGCGUCAGUCAGUCUGCAGGAAGUAUGGACUACUUCGCUCAAUGAGCCAUAGCUCGGAGACACAUGCCAAAGAGGUGUUGCACGAGAACAGCACAAGGCGAGCUCCACUAGAUGUGACCUUCGAGUCCCUUGGAGUGGGGACACCAAUUGCAGCGGCCCUCCGUGCUGCAUUCCCCAAUGUCCAGCAACCCACGACAAUGCAGCGUAAGAUGAUACCUGCUGUAUUGGGCAGGCAAGAUAUUCUCUUGCAGGACUUCACAGGUACUGGAAAGUCAUUUGGAUUGCUACUUGGACUCCUGAGUAAACCAAGGAUCUCCAGAUACGAUACGAAAAAUGGAAAGCCUCAAGCAAUAAAAGGGAUUACAACUCUUUUGAUCGUUCCACACCGUGACCUUGCAUACCAAUUUUUGCACUGGCUACACCACAUGCUGACGUCUGCGGGUGAACCUGGUCCAUAUUCGCUCGCUUCGAUUGCACAGGUAUUAGUCCGCGGCUCACCACCCGAAAACCUCAAAAGUUCAUCUCCUCGGAUUCUGGAGGCGAUUGUGAACCCAUGGUCAUCUGGAAUAUCCGUGCUCCGAGAUCAUCCUCCGCAUAUACUUAUUGCCACACCAACUGCGCUUAUGGACGUGCUUCGCAAGGAGCCGGAAGUGCUCCAGUUAUCCACGUUAUCGACUGUCGUCGUCGAUGAGGUGGACUGGCUUCUGAAAAUGGUGCCCAAGAAAAGCAAGUAUGUCACAGAAAAAGCGGCGCGGCGGAGGCAGAUGCAUCCUGAAGUUCUGAAAACUGUGCUCGACGUCCUUUAUACGAGCACGAAAACGAACGAGUCGCACUUUCUGCGGAAGCGUCUUUUGGGGAUGAAGUUAGCCCCGAUUCAUCGGCCGCAACUAAUCAUGCUCAGUGCAACAAUGCGAAAUAGGUUGAGGACGGCUUUCUUUGGCGCUUAUGGGUGGUUUAGAAGGGGAAAAGUACUGAAACUCAUCAAAGCUUCGUCCGGCUCACGUCCGGCUCACGGUCUUAACCGCACGGUCACACACCAUGUUCUUGUCAUGUCACAGGAUGGCUCUGUGAAAAAUAUAGCUGGCGCUCGCAAAGCUCGAGUCCCCACCCUCUCCGGGCAUGCGAGUUCUUCUGAGGAACAGGACGAAGAAGAAGAGUUAAUUUUUGAUGAAGAUGAUGAAGUACUGCUCGAUGACGAGACUGACAUGGACAUGCUAGAAGCUCCUCCUGUUUUUACUCCAGGGAUGCUUGAAGCCGUCGCAUCCACAUUCGCUCUGGACGUACCGAAUAUCGCGCUUCUUGUCUUACCUGCAACUACAUCCGUCCGACGAGUUAUUUUUGAACUGAAUCAACUGGGGGUGAAUGCCCACAGUCUCAAUCUCGUGGAUAAUGAAGCCGGUCGGGCACACCUUCUGUCUAAGGACAGGAAUAUUCCCGAUGAGAAUCCCACAUUACUUGUAUCGACGCUUGCGACGACCCGAGGGAUCGAUUUUCCUGCGCUAACCCACGUUUUCCUCCUUGGACUUCCGGAAGGAGGCGCGGGAGACGUUUACCAGCAUGUUGCAGGGAGAGUUGGCAGAUUUGGCCGCCAAGGGAAAGUCAUCACUAUCGUGGAGGGACGACGGGAGAGCGAAGGGAAGAAUGGUAAAGUUUGUGUCAGGGAUGAUUCGAAGAAGAUGGAUAUUAUGCUGAAGAAGCUUGGUAUUGGUGCAACCAGGCUAGAGCACUUUGACUGAAAUGUCCCAUCGUGACCGUGCCCGUCGGUAGAUUAGAUAUUCCUAAGGAAACAACCGUGGUAUUCGGGGAGUAUGGUAAACAUGAGUUUUGAUGUGGCGCCAGUGUGUGGGUGUUGUGACGGGAUUAUUAACGGCGUUGGUUGCUGUCUUGCACGCGAAUCAAACCAAUCAUAGGUCCAAAUAGGAC